Molecule: messenger RNA, 5499 nt
Organism: Epinephelus lanceolatus (giant grouper)
Lineage: Eukaryota; Metazoa; Chordata; Actinopteri; Perciformes; Serranidae
Gene: tbc1d9
Product: TBC1 domain family, member 9 (with GRAM domain)
Molecular function (GO): calcium ion binding
Source: RefSeq, a predicted model, not a curated record
CUGCGCUACAGCGGAGAAAGAGGAGGAGGAGGAGAAGACUGCUUCGCUACUGUCGGGUUUACAGUUCAAGUAUCGUCUUUCUGCUUCAGUACACGGACUGGCAUUGCAGCUGGGAGAGCCUAGAGACUGUUUACUGUUUAUUUAGAUCUGUUGCAACGAGGUUUUCUCCGCUAAACGACGCAAACAUCGGCGCUGACGGGAUCGCACCUGCCUCGGAGUAUGGACAACAAAGACUGAUCCAACACUGCGCUGCUGUGCGGCAGCAAACCGAGCCAGGCUGCCUGCGAAACCUCCAAGAAAUUCAUUUAUUUACGAGCCUGUGCUGCACACCGGUGCUGCAAGAGGAGGGUUUGCGUGCAGGAAAUUUGGUGUUGGACUUCUACAUUGCAGGCCGAUCCGAUCCGAUCCGUGCCUUGCUGGGUUUAAUUAUAGCAACACUUUGCAUGCGCGUCUUAGUUUCGCUCGGACAUUGAGUAGUAGAGAUACAUUUGAAGGGUCGAGGAGGAGAGCAGGCCUACAUCUGUGUUUAAUAAUUUAAUAAUCGCUGCUGGACACAGUCACACGGAGCAGCAGGCAGUCCUCUUUGUUCAAUGUUCCCUUAAAAACCAGGAGAAUUAUGUGGGUCAGUCCCGAAGAUGUGUUACUGGCGGGCGCGUUAUGGAUCACCGAGAGAGCAAAUCCAUAUUUCAUCCUUCAGAAACGGAAGGGCCACGGAGAUGGAGGCGGAGGUCUGGCCGGUUUGCUGGUUGGAACCCUGGAUGUCGUCUUGGACUCCAGUGCUCGGAUGGCCCCGUAUAGGAUCCUGUACCAGACUCCUGACUCUUUAGUUUACUGGAUCAUUGCUCAUGGAACCUCCCGCAAAGAGAUCACAGAGCACUGGGAGUGGCUGGAACAUAACCUGCUGCAGACUCUCUCCAUCUUUGAGAAUGAGAAUGACAUUACCACCUUUGUUAAAGGAAAAGUUCAGGGCAUCAUUGCAGAGUACAACAAGAACCACGACGUCAAAGAGGACGACGACACAGAUAAGUUCAAGGAGGCCAGCGCCAAGUUUCGUAAGCUGUUCGGGAUGCCGGAGGAGGAGAAGCUGGUCAACUAUUACUCCUGCAGCUACUGGAAGGGCAAGAUGCCACGACAGGGAUGGCUUUACCUCAGCAUCAACCACCUCUGCUUCUACUCCUACUUACUAGGAAAAGAAGCCAAGCUGGUGGUGCGUUGGGCAGAUAUCACCCAGCUGGAGAAGAGCGCCACCCUCCUGCUGCCCGACGCGAUCAAGGUGAGCACCCGCAUCAACGAGCACGUCUUCUCCGUCUUCCUCAACAUCAACGAGACCUUUAAGCUGGCCGAGCAGCUGGCCAACAUCGCCAUGCGUCAGCUCCUGGACAACAAAGGCUUUGAGCAGGACCGCUCGCUUCCCAAGCUCAAGAAGAAGUCACCCAAGAAGGUGUCGGCACUAAAGAGGGACUUGGAUGCGAGAGCUAAGAGUGAGCGUUACCGGGCACUCUUUCGUCUGCCCAAAGAUGAAAAACUGGAUGGACACACAGACUGCACCCUCUGGACCCCCUUUAACAAGAUGCACAUCCUGGGACAGAUGUUUGUGUCCACCAACUACAUCUGCUUCACCAGUAAGGAAGAGACGCUGUGCAGCCUCAUCAUCCCGCUACGAGAGGUGACCAUUGUGGAGAAGGCAGACAGCUCCAACGUGCUGCCCAGCCCGCUCUCCAUCAGCACCAAGAACCGUAUGACUUUCCUGUUUGCUAACCUGAAGGACCGAGACUUCCUGGUCCAGAGGAUUUCUGACUUCCUGCAGCAGACCACCUCCAAGAUCUACCUAGAGAGGGAGCUCACUGGCAGCCUGAACAGCUCAGAUGAUGAGGUUUACUCCCAGCCUGGAUCCCUGCUCUCCAGCAGCCCACAGCACAGUCUGGGCUCAGAAAGCGAGCGUACAUUCAACCUGAACGACAGCAGCGUGCCCACAGCCACACAAGCCCUGAUGACCAUGUACCGCCGCCGCUCACCUGAGGAGUUCAAUCCCAAGCUGGCGAAGGAGUUCCUGAAGGAGCAGGCGUGGAAGAACCACUUUGCAGAGUACGGACAGGGGGUGUGUAUGUACCGCACCGAGAAGACGAAGGAGCUGGUCCUCAAGGGGAUUCCUGAAAGCAUGAGAGGAGACCUGUGGCUACUCUUCUCUGGAGCGAUCAACGAGAUGGCCACCCACCCCGGCUACUACGAAGACCUGGUGGAGAAGUCGAUGGGCAAAUACAACCUGGCAACAGAGGAGAUCGAGAGGGACCUGCACCGCUCUCUCCCCGAGCACCCGGCCUUUCAGAAUGAGAUGGGCAUCGCUGCCCUCCGCAGGGUCCUCACAGCCUACGCGUUCAGAAACCCCAACAUCGGAUACUGUCAGGCUAUGAAUAUUGUGACAUCUGUGCUGCUGCUCUACGCCAAAGAAGAGGAGGCUUUUUGGCUGCUCGUGGCGCUCUGUGAGAGGAUGCUGCCUGACUACUACAACACUAGGGUCGUAGGUGCCCUGGUGGAUCAGGGGGUGUUCGAAGAGCUGGCCCGCGAGUACGUUCCUCAGCUGUACGACUGCAUGCAGGACCUCGGUGUCAUCUCCACUAUCUCGCUCUCCUGGUUCCUCACCCUCUUCCUGUCUGUCAUGCCGUUCGAGAGUGCAGUGGUGGUGGUGGACUGCUUCUUCUACGACGGCAUCAAGGUCAUCUUUCAGCUGGCACUAUCCGUGCUGCAUGCUAACAUCCACCAGCUGCUGGGCUGCAAGGAUGACGGAGAGGCCAUGACCGUACUGGGCAGAUAUUUGGACAGUGUGACCAAUAAGGACAGCACCCUCCCUCCCAUCCCCCACCUGCACUCCUUACUGACAGACAACGGAGAACCCCAUCCAGAGGUCGACAUCUUCAAGCUGGUCCGCAGCUCCUACGAGAAAUUCGGUUCAAUCCGUGCAGAUGUGAUCGAACAGAUGCGUUUCAAACAGAGACUGAGGGUCAUCCAGACCAUUGAAGAUACAACUAAACGCAACGUGGUCAGGACUAUUGUAACAGAGACUGCCUUCAGUAUUGACGAGUUGGAGGAGCUCUAUGUUCUCUUCAAGGCUGAGCACCUGACCAGCUGCUACUGGGGCGGCAGCAGCAACCCCACAGAGCGUCACGACCCCAGCCUGCCCUACCUGGAGCAGUACCGCAUUGACGUGGAGCAGUUCAAAGGCCUGUUCAAUCUUCUGUUCCCUUGGGCCAACGGAUCCCACUCAGACCCCCUGACUUUGCGCUUCUUCCGUCUCCUCGACCAAAAUGGAGACGCUCUCAUCAAUUUUCGGGAGUUUAUUAAUGGCCUUGGCGUCCUCUAUCACGGGGACCUCACUGAGAAGCUGAAGCUCCUCUACAAGAUGCACGUCAUACCUGAAGUCACUCAUGAACAGGAAGAGCCUGACUCUGCCUUUGAGGCCACGCAGUAUUUCUUUGAAGACAUCACUCCAGAAACGUCCAUCGGUCACGACUCAAAGUGCAGAGGUGAACGGGACGAUGGAUUCGUCAGAGUUACAUUUAAGACUGAAAAAGUGAAGAAACUGAACACUCCUGAAUAUCGCCAUUACCUGAAACUGUGGAACCAGGAGACAAAACCUAAACUAGAAAACACAAAAGACCUCCCCAAGCUGAAUCAGAGCCAGUUUAUCGAGCUUUGCAAGACCCUCUACAGCAUGUUCAGUGAGGACGUUGCAGAGCAGGAGCUCUAUCACGCCACAGCGACAGUCACCAGUCUGCUGCUGGAGAUGGGAGAGGUGGGAAAGCUCUUCUCCUCCACUGGCAGAAAGGACCACAACAUGGAGAGUAAAUCAGAGCCAAGCCUGUGUACAAGAGAUGCCACAGAUCCCAAAACCACCCAGGAGGCCGUGCUUGAUGGCGUGUUCCAGCAGCGGGGCCAGGGCGACGGCUUUGCUUCUGCAGGUCUGGAGACCAAGCCAAGCCCUUGUGAGGAGGGGAAAGGGGACGAAGGGAGCGAGCAGCUGCCACCUAUGCAAGACAUCAAGCUGGAGGACUCGUCUCCCAAAGACACAGGCAUGUCGUCCGCCAUGCUUAUCUCGGAUGAUGAAACUAAAGAUGACACUUCGAUGUCGUCUUACUCGGUGCUCAGCGCAGGCUCCCACGAGCUGGAUGAGAAGCUGCAGUGCGAGGACAUUGCAGACGACACAGUGCUGGUGCGCAGCGACAGCGGCCCCAGCGGUGAAAGAGGUAACCAGCCCCACGGUGGUGGACCCCAUGACAGAGGGCUGCCUCACAGCACAAGCAUUGAUAAAGACUGGGCCAUCACGUUUGAGCAGUUCCUGGCCUCUGUGCUCACUGAGCAGGCCCUGGUGCAUUAUUUUGAGAAGCCAGUGGAGGUGGCUGCUCGUAUAACUAACGCCAAGAAUGUGCGGAAAGUCGGGCGCCCCUCGCUGUCGACAAGUGACUAUGAGAUCUCGCUAUCUGGCUAAAGAUUUCACACACAGACUUUUUAAAAGGGAAAUGUGAUCAUCAUUCAUUGUGUAUAAAUGUCUCGCUGAGUUUUAGAGGACAAUGAAGGUCAGUGUAUGUGUAUGAUAGCUGAAUGAAUGUGACCAAAAACUGCUCUUAGCGACAAAUUUUACCAGAUGUGAAAGACUUUUAUUAUAACAAUCACCAGAUUCUGUCCAGCUGAGAGAGAACUGGACGUUAAUAUUAAGGUUUGCUCAGAUGAAAUCAGUGUGUACAUGUACUGUAGUAGCUGUACUUUAUAAAGAUAUGCAUAGGUAUUAAUAUUGUAAUCUCUAGUAUUCUUAGGCGAUGUAGAUGUUAAUGUCCACAGAAACAUCACAGUUCCAAAUUGGGAUAACGAUAGUCUACGUACGAUCACCUAACAUUAUACAAGCUCAAACUAUCGCUUCCUUACUUUACAAUUCCAUUUGCUGUUAAUCACAAAACGUUUUUAAUUUCUUCAUCGAAUGACAAUACAGAUAGAAAACGAAGCUGUGAAAAUUCAACGAUGAAUGAAUUUUCAUGUACAUAUUAUUAUGUGUCACUUUGGCUUUCCACACACACCCACACAUAGACACACACCUACGACUUCCUAGACCUACACUCACUAAAAUAAUGUUCCCAAUAACUGCCGUUUCCCCCGAUAUUUAUUGGUAAUCUCAAUCUUUUUUUUUUUGACUCAAAAGAAAACACACCUGAUGGCUGAGGAAUCAACGUGUCCUAAGAAACGAUGAUUACACUACUGUUGAAUGAAGGACCUGCACUUUCUGUACGUUUACAUCAUAAUGUGAUCCACUAAUACAUUAUGGCCUUUUUUUCUUAACAUGUUUUAACCUUUUUGCUCUGUACAUUUUUACAUUGCUGUUUUUUUAUGUGAAUAUUUUUUUUUUAUUAUUAUUUUAAAUGUCCAGGUAUUAUUACUCUGGAUUCUGAUGCAUUGUGUAUCACUCCAUCUAAUUAAAGUAACAGUACGAUUGAUUCGAAGCUGCACAGAACA